Molecule: messenger RNA, 4341 nt
Organism: Colletotrichum scovillei
Lineage: Eukaryota; Fungi; Ascomycota; Sordariomycetes; Glomerellales; Glomerellaceae
Product: cyclic nucleotide-binding domain-containing protein
Exons: 1
Coding region: 1210-4152 (980 amino acids)
Molecular function (GO): protein binding; protein-containing complex binding
Source: RefSeq, a predicted model, not a curated record
CUUCCCAAACCCACGACCGCUUCUCUUUUCGUCCGUCACCGUUUCUCUUCCUUCCAGUCCCCCUCCCACCCGCUUACCCAUUCCUGCAGCAGUCAUCUUCCUAUCUUCCUCUUCUGCUGGAGAUCCUCGCAUCGCAACCUCCAAUCGCCUAUUCCCGUGCUCGUUUGUUGGCUCAACUGAUCUGCAAUAUUGCGACUGCGAAUCAUCCGCCUUCUUCACUCGCCUACAUCACUCUAUCGCCUCCGAUCCCGCCGCCCCCCGGCACCUUCGUUUCCCACCACCCUCGCAACUCAUCUCGCCUUCGCCUAUCCGCUCCUUGCGACCGGCCGAACCCCGCGUACAGAGCCGUUUAUCUCGGAUCGAGAGCAAUUCCACACAGCAACAAUUGUCUUUGCCUACACCGUCGAAGAUUUGGUGAGUACUCUCCCGCCUGCUGACCGUUAUGAAAUCACCAGCGGCAAAAAAGUGACCGUGUGUGUUUCUCUCUAACCUGACUCCCACGGCAGAACUGUCAGCCCAACUCAGCUUCCACAGCACCUGGUGCCGAACACACGACAACUUUCCGCUGCUGGCUUUGCGCAGACACUUGGUGUGACCGCAUUCCUCAUCAAUCAUUCUAUCCUGCCGGCGAAUUGUCGUGUCGAAACCGACCAGAGACACCGUUUUCAACGGCGACGUUGCGUGAUACAAUCUGCGACACUCAGCAGUGUCGACCAACCCGACCUUCCCACUCCCAAAGCUGCUCCGAAGACCCCGCCUUCAAGCCAAACGCGAUCGCCUCUCACUCCCGAAUCGCUGAGAAGAAAUUUGCAGUAUUCGAUCUCAAAUAGCGCGAAACAACAACAGGUCCUCAAUCAUCAGAGCGUCUCUAAUUAUCAGCCCCCGCUACGAUUGACAUCUCCUCACGGCGAACCCAAUACGCUCUUCAAACUGCCGUUCCGGAGCAUGCACCAGCCUCGUCUGCUGUCUACACUAACGACGGAAACCGCGGGAAUCUAGCAUCAGAGGCAGCUUCAGCUUACAGGCAGGGAGAGGACUUUCCUCCUCCAGCCGCCCUUGCGGAGCACAGGCUACAGACCGGGUGUGCACUGGCGAAGCCCUGUUGAAGCUUUGGCCCUCUGCCCUCCCACUGGGCAGAGAGCUUAGCCGGCAAGGCACGUCGAAAACCUGGCGUCGACACGACCACGUACGCGGCAUCCGUCAAGGACCAUGAGGCGGAAUCGCUCCCCAACGUCACCUUCACCCUACCGCGCCCUCGCCCACGCCGGCGCGGGCGCGGGCGGGGUGCCAGAUUCCCUCUCACUCCUCAGGUCCUUCAACGUUGACACGAAUCCUACCCGCCCCAUGCGGCCAUCUCCUCUCACCGCUUCCACCAUCCGCGAUAUGCCGCUCGACUUGGUUGAUCGCAUCAGAUCAUUUCCCCUGUUUGUGUCUGCGCCAGAGGAGUUCUUGGCAGCUAUCGGAAACCAUUUGAGACCACAAGUUCAUGCUGCACAGGACCACAUUCUCACAGAGGGCGAUGACGCCAGAGCAAUGUACUGGCUGGUGCGCGGAGUCGUGGCUGUCACCUCUAGAGACGGUGAAGCCAUUUAUGCAGAGCUCAAGCCCGGUGCCUUUUUCGGAGAAAUCGGUGUGUUGAUGGACGUGCCGCGAACUGCAACCAUUGUGGCUCGGACAAAAUGCCUUCUCGUGGUCCUUAAGAAGGAAGACCUCCAGGCCGAGUUGCCGAAAUUCCCGGAUAUGGAACGGGCUAUUCGUCACGAAGCUCAAGAGCGGUUGAACAUUCUCAAGAAGAAGCGCCAAGAGGGCGGGCAACUCAUCAAGCCUGCCUCAAUGCAGGCCAAUGGAGCAAGAGAACCGGUGCCAGGUGAGGUGUCUACGGGUGAGGUAGGCACCAUUAGAGAGGGCACCGUCGUCAACUCCAAGAAGCGAAAAUCUCCCAGUCCUGGCGCCAUUGAAGACCCUGCAGCAGGCAGUGCCCUCGGAAGUGGUUUCGUCAACGUGCGACGAACAUUAAGAGAACUGCCUUUGUUCUCCACAUUGCCUCCUGACAUCCUCCAUCAGCUGGGACUCAGCGUGCAACCAAAGACAUACCCUCCAUUUACAGACAUUAUCCAACAAGGAUCGGCCGGCAACGAGAUCUUCUUCAUUGUUCGAGGUGAAGCAGAGGUUGUUCAUGAAGCACCAAAUGAACCACCAAAGAAGAUGGCUCGUGCGACCUAUCUCAGGCCAAGAUUAAAAGCAGGUCAAUACUUUGGAGAAGUGGCCAGUCUUGGGUUGUCCGAGGGUCGAACAGCGACAGUGCGGGCAAUUACAACGGUCGAGUGUUUGAUGAUCCCCGGAGACGCAUUAGACACGCUUUGGAGCCGAUGCCCACCCGAUAUCAAGUCGCAGGUUGAGGAGACAGCUCGCAAGAGAUACAAGAAUUCCGACGAAGACGUUGAAAUGUCAGAUGCAGACCCUAUGGAAAGAACCAGCAAAUCAGACCCUCCGACACCGACAACACCCAAAGCUCUACCGCACGUCACGUUUACAACGCCCUCGAAACCGACGUCACCUACGAAGGACGAUAUGGAAACGAUGGAGCCCAAGGACCCUGAUCCUUUCUUGAGCGUGGACAUGGAGAAUAUGCGAAAUAGGCGACGCAAUUCCCUGGCCCCGCCUACCCCGCAAUCCGACAACUCCUCGUCAAUAGUGGCGAACGGCUUCCGAACUCACCAGAUUGAGUCGACACCUCUUCGCUUCUCUUUUCCGCCACAGUCACCACCCGAGCAAGAAGCGCCCGUCAAGCGAGCCCGGACAUUGCCACGUCGUCCACACCCGGCCCAGGUCCCAGCUCUUCCUGAUGAUUUGCUUGUGGAAGCAUUUCGAUACCUCAAUGUUGCGGAGCUGAUGAACGCGCGAAUCAUUUCGUCUUAUUGGCGCAAGCUGUUGACGACGCAUCCGAAGGUCUGCCUGGACUUGGACUUGUCUGAGCACAAUAGGAGAGUCACAGAUCUGGCCAUCCGAACAGUCAUUGGUCCUUUCGUUGGCAACCGCCCGGAGACCAUUGACAUUAGCAACUGCUUCCACAUUACCGACGACGGUUUCCGAAGUCUUUGGGAGAGUUGUGGCCGCAAUGUCAAACGAUGGCGCAUGCGUUCCGUGUGGGAUGUCUCUGCAAAUCAGAUUCUGGAAAUGGCAGAGAACGCAAAGGGCCUGGAGGAAAUCGACUGGAGCAACUGUCGCAAGGUUGGUGACAACUUGCUGGCACGUGUCGUAGGCUGGGUAGUACCUGAGCCGCCACCACCCCAACCUCCCAGCAAGCAGGUGGUGAUAUCCAGUUCUUCGGCCAAGUCAAAGCCUCAAAAGGCUGUUACGCAACAGGCUCAACAGAGAGCUGCUAACAUACCCAAGCCAGGCACCAUCAUUGGCUGCCCCGCUCUCAAGCACCUCAACUUGUCGUAUUGCAAGCACAUCACCGACAGGUCGAUGGCUCAUCUUGCUGCGCAUGCGUCCAAUCGGUUGGAAUCGCUGUCCCUGACACGAUGCACCUCGAUUACAGACGCCGGCUUCCAGUCUUGGGCUCCGUACCGAUUUCUGAACCUGUCUCAUCUGUGCCUCGCGGACUGCACUUACCUCUCUGACAACGCGGUCGUCGCCCUCGUCGGUGCGGCCAAGAACCUGACACACCUGGAUCUGUCCUUUUGCUGCGCUCUUUCUGAUACCGCCACGGAAGUCGUCGCCUUGGGAUUGCCUCAGCUGCGCGAACUUCGCCUCUCGUUCUGCGGCAGUGCCGUCUCGGAUGCCAGCUUGCAGUCGGUUGCACUGCACCUGAACGAGUUGGAGGGCAUCUCGGUCCGCGGCUGCGUUAGAGUUACUGGCGGCGGUGUCGAGAAUCUGCUUGAAGGAUGCAGUCGACUACAAUGGGUGGACGUUAGUCAGUGCCGAAAUUUGGAGAACUGGAUCCGAAGCGGAGGUGUUAUGCGGUGGGGAUUCGAUGAGCGCGGCGGCAAUGGCCUGUCACCGGGACAGAUGCCUUUGCCACUGCCUAGCCCGACACCGACUGCUCCGAACCGCGGUGGACGUGGGGCAAGGCCGCUAAGCUUCCGGAGAAGAGCAAGACACCCCGUCCGAUUCAUUGUUGAAAAGGGAGCAUUCGGGCUUAGAUGAUGAUGCGAGGUGGUUUAAUUGGGGUAUCUUGACGCUGUUAUGAGAGAAGAUGUUUUGUACGAUUGUGGCCCGGCGCGGGAUUGUUUGAAUCAUAGAAUAAGCCUAUUUUAGGGGUGCGCAGCUCGUUAGGAGAAGCAGACAGCAUCACAGGGCAUCAUGUUUGGAUUCUCAGACGACUUUGGGCGGGAU